UCUGACUCGGUAGAAUGCAUGGGAACCGACUGCACCAUCACCAUCUCCUCCAACUCAGUAGAAUGGGGGGAACUCGACUGCGCCAUCACCUUCCCCUGCACCUCAGUAGUCUCCCUGGAAAGCAAAUUCGCCAUCACCAUCCCCUACAGCUCAGUAGACUCCUUAGGAAGCCACUUCACCAUCCCCUCCGACUCAGUAGACUGCGUGGACGACAACUGCGCCAUCACCGUCCCCUAUGGCUCAGUAGACUUUCCGGAAAAGACGUGCACCAUCACCAUCCCCUUUGACUCAGCAGUUUGCGAAAAUAACAACUGUGAAAUCGCCAUCCCCUAGGACUCAACCCUGGAAAACAACUGCACCGGCCACAUCUCCUGCAUCACCCAGCGCCCCCCUGAAGAUUGCUCCGCCUUCUCCGGCCUUUCCCCUCCCUUCGACACGCCCUGUGCCGGCCUCGGCCACUGCCACUGGGAGUGGGGGGAAAACGACGCGAGCACUGCCAUGUGUGCGUGCAAGGAGGGGUACAAUACUGGAAAGGAGUCCACAACAUGUGUUCCCCUGCUCUCACAAACGGAAUGGGCUGUGUUGGAGAGUCUAACGGCUGCAUGGGGUGGCUUUGAUGGCAAUGGCACAUGGAAGAGUGGCAUCCCCUGCGAGAAAAUGAAUAACGUCAUAUGUGACGAUGCCAACCAGAUUGUAGCGCUUGACGUAUCCUGGCAAGGCAUCUGGGGAAACAUUCCAGACGCCAUCACUGGCUUGGAGAGCCUGAGUGUGCUAAAUCUGGAGGGUAACUACUUCACUGGUACCCUGCCGAAAGCCUUAGGCAGUCUAUUGAGCCUCGUGUCUCUGUCUGUCAGCAACAACUACUUCUACGCUGACACUCUCCCCAAGACAAUGUGCGAUGCGUCCGCCCUCGACAUGAUAGCCAUCUCCCUGCAGGGCAACUGCUUCAACUCCAGCGCCAUGCCCUGCGACCUCACCCACACCCAGCGCCAAAAUUGCUCCGCCUUCUGCGGCCUCUCCCCUCCCUCCACCGUGCCCUGUGACGGCCACGGCUACUGCCACUUGGUUGACGGCAAUGCUACGUGUGCAUGCAAGAAGGGGUACGGGCACGGAGAUAAUUCAAGCACAUGUGUCAACGUAUUGCCAAAAUCGGAAUGGCUCGCUUUGGACGCGCUGAGAGUGGCCUGGGGUGGCUUCAAUGGCUCAGGCACAUGGAACGAAAGCUUCUCUUGUGUGCAGAUGUUGCAUGUCAAGUGCAACGAGUACAACCACAUAGAGAAACUGAACGUUUCUGGGCUAAACAUAUCGGGUUUUAUUCCAAGCAGCAUUGAAGGCCUGUCGCACCUCACAUUACUCAAUGUGUCCAACAACGCUAUAGCGGGACCCAUUCCAGACUCCAUCAGCUGUCUAACGAAGCUCAGAAUCUUGGACUUGUCACACAACCAACUGUCAGGAGCUUUACCAAGUGGGCUCAACAGCUUGCUAGGGCUCAACAGCUCGCUAGGGGUCAACAACUCGCAAGGGCUUAGCCCGAAAGGGCUGUUGGCAUUGAACGUGAGCCAUAACUACCUCUACUCCAGCAGUCUGAAUGCCACCACGUGCAACUCAUCAGCGCAGCUGCUCUCCCUGCACAACAACUGCUUCAACUCCAGCGCCAUGCCCUGCAACCUCACCCACACCCAGCGCCCCAGAGAAAAAUGCUCUGCCUUCUGCCACCUUUCCCCUCCCUCCACCCCGCCCUGUCCUGGCCACGGUUAUUGCUACUGGAAAGGGGGGGAAGGCUUGGGCAAGGCCACGUGUGCGUGCGGGUCAGACUCCAAUAGGGGAGGCACUCUUGAAACAUGCGAUGGCCUUCCCCCAGAUUUAGAGUGGGCUGCACUGGAAGCACUAACGAAGGCCUGGGGGGGGUUUAACGGAAAUGGCACGUGGACGAGCGUUAGCGCGUGUGCCCGGAUGAAGCACAUAACCUGUGAUGCUGACAACCACAUCAUCAGCCUGUUAUCAAAUGGCUCUCAAGUUGUGGGAAGCAUACCAGCGCUUAUUGGGAAUCUCAUCCAUCUGACCGCAUUGAACCUUACUGGAAGCCAAUUCCGUGGGAGUCUUCCAACAACGAUUGGGCGACUUACCAAUCUAGUCCAGUGGGAUUUUCAUACCAAUUCGUUCACGGGUAAAAUUCCAAAGUCGAUCUCAGCAUUGCAACGACUAGAGAUUUUGGAGUUUGGUGACAACAUGUUCAAAGGCCAAAUUCCAGAUGGAGUCUGUAAUAUGACAAAGCUUACCAAGCUUAAUAUCUCGCACAAUACCUUUGCGGGAUCCAUCCCUGACUGCUUGUCGAACUUAACGAAGCUUAGUAUAUUGGACAUGAAUGACAACCGUAUGACGGGGCAGUUGCUUCCCAAUCUUAAGGCGCUGAAGAAACUCACGUAUAUGGAUCUGAGUAACAACCGUUUUUCAGGAAGCUUACCUUCUAGACUUACUUCCUUGAAGGCUCUCCGCACAUUGAAAUUGGACAACAACAAGCUCAGUGGAGCCCUUGCGCCACUGCCAAAAAACGUCAGAUUCAGCGCUCGUUACAACUAUCUCUCCCGUGCAAACUCGGUGACCUGCAAGAAGGGCUAUCUUGAAAAUAACUGCUUUCUCGAUAAGAAGCGCGUAUGCCCAAAGCUUCCUCGGCGGCCCAUGAAUGGUCGGCUCAAGAGUAGCAUAUAAGCUGACAGCACUCACAUGCCGUAAUGCAAACUUUCCGCUGCUGACCUCCAUUCCACACUUCCUCUCCACAUUCUGUGCAUCCUCCUGCAUUUCCUUCUCAUCCUCUCCCUUCUUACAGAGCAAAGCUACCCCCAGACCGACAUGAUUAUCAUCGAGUCCACGUUCACCCUCACCAACC
Molecule: messenger RNA, 2887 nt
Organism: Closterium sp. NIES-67
Lineage: Eukaryota; Viridiplantae; Streptophyta; Zygnematophyceae; Desmidiales; Closteriaceae
Source: the annotation of a GenBank genome assembly